This is a messenger RNA of Seriola aureovittata, 774 nucleotides long. Its product is annotated as heat shock protein 30-like. The transcript has a single exon. Gene Ontology annotation, molecular function: protein folding chaperone. Lineage: Eukaryota; Metazoa; Chordata; Actinopteri; Carangiformes; Carangidae. The record is from RefSeq and is a predicted model, not a curated record. The coding region runs from base 63 to 698 and encodes 211 amino acids. Gene Ontology annotation, biological process: protein refolding; response to heat.
UAGACACUGUAACAGUGUUUCAUCCCACAACAAGAGGACUCGACUCUAAACACACUCUGAAGAUGCUGUGCUCUCAUGGAUUCCAGUCUGCCCUCAGUCCAUUCAGCUUCUACUGGCCUGUACGCAGUCUGUGGCCAGAGGUCACACCUCUGCUCUACCAGCAGGAUCGACUGCAGAGAAACCUACAGGAGCUGUGCAGCAGUCUGGAGCUGAUGGAAAAACUUCAACACAACAUCCUGGAGGAGACGAAGCCUUUCCAAAGCAAUGUGGCCGUGCAGCCAGUCUCCUACCAGCUGGAGAAAGAGGGAAAGCACUUUAACCUGACUCUGGACACUCAAGGCUUUUCCCCAGAGGAGCUGUCUGUCAGGCAGGUGGGCAGGAAGCUGAGAGUCAGUGGGAAGACAGAGAAGAAACAGGAGGACGGGAAGGGCUCCUACUCUUACAGACUCCAGGAGUUCAGACAGGAGUUUGAUCUGCCUGAAGAACUGAACCCUGAAGCCGUCACCUGCUGCCUGGCUCCAGACGGGAAGCUCCACAUCCAGGCAGCCAGAGCUCCAUGUGCUGAGGAGGCUGAGAGAGAGCUGACUAUCAAGAGGAGCCUGGAGGACAAAACACAGCAGAGUGUGUGUUCACACACAGAGGACAGCAGCACAGAGACACACAACAGCACACAGGACAAACCUGAACACAUGGACUGAUCAGUGUUGUUGUGCCAAUACAUACAAAUGUUUUGUGUUAAGUGUAUUUUUAAGUGUAACCAAUAAAUGUAUUGAA